AAAUGGCCAAGUGUUUUGGCUGUAUGGUUGGACGGUGUUCGCUCGUUUAGCAAUCUUCUCUCUAUUAACGAUGUCGAUCAAUUUGGUGAUGCUAUGGUAACGUGGUGGAAUUCGAUUCAACCAAACUGGAGGCAGAGUGCAGAGGGGCUGCCGCAAUGCAAGUACGAUGAAACAUUUACGUGUCUGCACAAAGGAGGCCAGAAUGGGAUUGUCACAGUGAUAUUUGGUCUUUUCUGGUGGAGAAAG
Desarmillaria tabescens is the source of this 246-nucleotide messenger RNA. RefSeq lists its product as uncharacterized. The annotation marks the transcript as partial. The record is from RefSeq and is a predicted model, not a curated record. The transcript has a single exon. Lineage: Eukaryota; Fungi; Basidiomycota; Agaricomycetes; Agaricales; Physalacriaceae.